AUGGAAAGAGGGAGGAGACUACAGUAUGUGGUUACUAUUGCUGUAUUGCUUCUUACUACUGCAAUGGGCAUAUUUAAUGCUUGGCAGCCGGUGAUGACAGGCAAGAUAUGGGUGCAGAGAGGCCCAAUACAUUUAGAUAGUGUUGCGUUCGACAAGAUAUCGUUAAUGACAUUAAUUGGAUAUUACACCGGGGCCGUGUUUGCGGGAAUCUGUUGCGAUGUUUUCGGGCGAAGAACUACAAUACUCUUCAGUGCAAUUAUAUUUGAAGUUGGAACGAUCUUCGCCGCAACAGCAAUAAAACUUUGGAUGUUGUGCGCUAUGGAGUUCCUAUGGCAGUUUGCAUGUGGUACGGUGACGAUUACAGCUGGUAUAUAUCUAGCAGAAAUAGCAGAUCCUGAAAUCAGAGGUAUGCUUCUCGUGGCAACAAAAUUCACUGUGUUCUUGGGUAGAACCUUAAUACUAUCGAUUAAGGAAGAAGUUGCCUAUGACAAGAUGAAUUACUGGCUUCUUAUUGUCGCUCCAUUGGCGUUUGUGGCGUGCUAUCCUAUACCGGAGUCACCGUACUAUCAUUUGAGGAACAAUAAUGAAGAAGAAGCGAGGAAGGCGUUCGCGAGGCUUCGACAAAAUGUGGGGACUGAGACCAUCCAAACCCAAUUCGACCGCCUAAAAUCACACACAGAUAAAGAGCUCGAAGAUUCAAAAUGGUUCGUCAAAUGCCUAAUCAAUAAGCGAUAUACAAAAGCAAUUAUUGCUUCAUUUGGUAUGGAACUUAUCUUCAUCAUGUCAGGAAUAAUUACUAUUCACAACUAUUACUACACUAUAGCGGAAGAGAGUGACGUCACGUUACCUCUGAAUUGGGUCUUUGUUUUAUAUGUCACCAUACCGUGUAUUAUAGGAAUAGUAUCCGCCAUCUUAGUGGACAGAGUCGGACGUCGUGCAUUAUACCUAACAUCCUUUUAUUGGUUUGGUCUCACUCACCUGCUGAGAGCGAUUAAGGAAUCUGGAGGAAAUGCCGGGAUAUUCUGCGCGUACGGUACAGUCGCCGCUAUUGGGUUUGUUUUUACGUACUACUGUCUGCCGGAAACGAAGAAUAAGAGUUUAGGUGAAGUACAGGAGAUGCUUCAGGGGAAGAAGUAUUUGAAUAACAUGGAAUUAACAAAUAUAUUGUGA
Molecule: messenger RNA, 1170 nt
Organism: Leptosia nina
Lineage: Eukaryota; Metazoa; Arthropoda; Insecta; Lepidoptera; Pieridae
Source: the annotation of a GenBank genome assembly